UAGCGCACGGGGCGGAGAGCUAGGAAGCGGUUGAUAGCCAUGCACUGUGAAGUAUGUUGAAAGAGACGGUUAAAUAAAAAGUCAUAGAAACCCAGCUACAGCGACUGACUUGGCUUACUUUAAGAUAAGCAAGACAACACAUGGUGUUAGAAGUGAGCAGCAAGAUUAAAGAGAAAAAGUCUUGUGAGUGAAAACAUGCCGAGGAGCAACAGGGUGAUAGCGAGUGCUACAUCGAGUGAUGGCUACGAGCAGCAGUGACAGUGAAGCAGGAGCCGAGGGAGAAUUUGAACAAACAGAAGAGGAUUUUGUUUCUGAUUUGGUGAACAACGCACAGCAGCAGGGGACUGUGGAUGCCCAAAUACCCCGACUCGCCAUGGAUAAGCUAAGUCCGCCCACUUCCAUGCAAUUGACAGGCAAUCUUGCUGAUAACUGGAAACGUCUCAAGCAAAGAUUUAACAUAUUUGGCAGCAAGUGGAGCAGGGAACGGUGAUGAAAAACUUAAGGCUAAUAUGAUCCUAUUGCAUGUUAUUGGAGAAGAUGCUUUGGAUAUAUUUAACAGCUUUCAGCUGGAUGAAGCUAACCUGACUCUGGCAGAAUUAAUGACAAAAUUUGAACAGUACUUUGUACCCACUAAGGAAAGGUACAAGUUUUUCACCCAUGACCAAAAGCAAGGAAUACCUUUUGAUCAAUAAUUAGCAGAGCUUCGCACAUUAAGCAAAACAUGUGAAUUUGGAACUCUGAAUGGAACUUCUGCAAUACAGAAAGAAAUAAAGAAAGAAAAAUAAAACAUAUACUAAACAAGAGGUGAAACAUGCAGGUUUUAAAUGUGGCAAAUGUGGAAACAGCCACAAGCCAAGAUCAUGCCCUGCAUAUGGAAAAUCUUGCAAUAACUGUGGGAAAUGCAACCAUUAUGCUAAAUGUUGUAAAGCUCCCACAAGACAAAAAGUCCACACAGUUGAUGAGGGAGAACAGGAAGACGAGUUCAUUGUGGACAUGGUGCAUGUAGGCACAGCAGAAAAAGAAGAAUGGAUAGUGCCACUUGAAGUGAAUGAGACAAUAAUUCCAUUCAAGAUUGAUACGGGUGCACAAAUAAAUCUGUUAUCUAUAGAGGAUUACAAAACACUGACCGUGAAGAGCAAAAUUAAUCCAAUAAAAACAAAGGUGACUGGCUACACAGGCGAACGCGUUCCUGUAAAAGGAGGCUGCAUUGCAACAUUCAAACAUAAAAACCAGAGGAUACGAGCACAACUGCUUGUCGUGGAUAAGAAUGUGCAACCGAUUCUAGGACUAAGCACGUCUGUAUAGCUGAAUCUAGUUAAAAGAGUGUUUGUUGUGUGUUUGUUGUCACCAGAAGUGACAAAUGAUAAUGACUCGCUCAUGAAAGAGUACAAGGAUUGCUUUGAAGGACUAGGAUGUUUACCUCGAGAGCAUAGAAUAUGCGUGGAUAAAAGUGUCCCUCCUGUCGUGCAUCCAUGUAGGAAAGUUCCCUUUGCGCUGCGAGAAAAACUGAAAGACGAGCUAGCACGCAUGGAAAAACUUGAGGUCAUCAAAAAGAUAGAUGAACCAACUGAAUGGUGAAUAUACCAAUGCUGCUAUCUAACAUGCCUUUCCCUGUUUUGCGCUCCAUGAUGUCAAAGAAUAUCUCCAAAUCGGAGCACGGAGCCCUGUUUGCCUGCUUUUCAUUUCUGGAGAUAUUAACCAUUAAUGUGUCUUUUGGAGUCUUCAACAGCAUUUAUGCUGCCACUGUGGCCUGGUACCCUGGAUUUGUCUUCAGCCUAUCUGCAGGGCUCUGUUUUAUUCCCUUAUCUGCCCUUGGGGUGGUUGCUCUGAUUGGAACAGAUGUUUCCACUGAGAUCGGAAGACCAGAGACUUUCACCUCAGGAGAGGCAACGAAUGCAGAGGAAGAUCAGGAAGACAGGCCGCUGCUUAGCUGAGGGUUUGGACAACAUGCAUAAAAACAAAAACCCCUACAUAUUUUCCUGUACAUUCAGAUAUAUUUAUAAAAUUGAGAAAAUAUGCACUUAUUUAGACCUCGAAAGUACCGGUGAUGCACAGUGUUGUAUUUCUGACCAAAAUGCUUUAAUUUCCUGUUUCUAUUUUCACUUCUGUGGCUGAUCUCGAAUUUACAAUUUUAAAUUCAGCUUUUGAUAUCGUUUUUAAGUUCGUGGUGUUAAAAAGACUUUCGGAAGCCCUUUUUGCAUCACAGACACAGAUUGAAGUGAAGUAUUUCUAGUAUACAUACUUUUUGAAGCAAUAAACCCCAAAAAGGAGAAUGUAAAGUUAAUACCAAAAGGGAAAAAAAGCAACAGAAAUGUCUAGAAGGAUUUUUAAAGGUUUUUUUUUUUAUGUUUGAAUUUGUGUCUUUGAAUUUUUGUCAAGAGGUGGUUGACAAUUUUUUUUUAUUAGUUGAACACAAUCUGACUGGCUGUGAGUACCGUAAUCAUAUCUCUUUUCAUGGCUUUAAUAGCGUUUUAAAUGCAAUUUGGUGGUUGUUUACCAUAGUUUUACUUUUUUGGGAUGGUGUGAUGCUUUGUUUUGUUGUCUGGUUAAAGAAAUAGGUCUAAACUUAAGUAUGAUUUUUUUAAAAUCAUGAAUAAAAUUGUAAUAAUCUGGGUUUCUAGUCAGUGGUUCUGUAGCUAUAAUAUAAUUAUAUCUUUUUCACUUAAAAGAUCAAAAUAAUUUGCUCUCAGGCAUUUGAGUGCACAGAUUUUCUGGCAGUUUUUCUGAUAAUCCUUACUAAAUGUGGACAAAAAUAUUAUUUGUGCACACAGCUUUACAAAACAUUUCUUCUGCAUCUUGUUGAACUCUAUGUUUCUGCUUUAGUUUGCACAUUUGCGCUCUUUCUUCUGCUAAGUGGAAUAUGGUGAUAAUUGUAACUUUUUCUGCCCUUUUCCUAUUUUCAUUUUGAAAUGUCAUUAUGACAUUUUUGAAUCUUUUGAUUUGAGGAAUAUUUGUCCACUAAUUCUGUCUUUAAACUUUUUACUCUAUGCAACUUGCAUACGAAAUGAUAUAGAAAUCAGAAAAUGUUGUUUUGAUUGAACUUCUCUGCACUUUAUGCACAAUAGUUCACCUAUUGUGGAGAAUAAUUUUUGUUAUUCAAUAGUUACAAACAUUGUUUGCAUUAUUCAUAUGAACGUAAAAGAAAAGAAAACAAGGGAUUUGUCUUUUUUAAGGGAAACUGUUUGCAGAAAUAUUUUUGCCUCAUUUAAAAAAAUAUUUAUAAUGAAAAAGAUUUGGAGAAAAACGUUACUUGAUUAAAGCUAUGCACCUUUAAAAUGUAGAGAAAAAUUGACCCUACUGCGUUCUUUAUUGAAUUUGAACAUUUAAAAUUAUUAUUUUUUUCCUUUUUACCUGACUGAACCGGAAGGAAUGACCAGUUUGAUUCUCAUCAUAAAACAAACUUGCUGUAUUUGUAAUUAGCAAAUGCGCCAUGUUAAUAAAGUUUUAACAUCUUUUGUUCUAGAUUGAUAACCACACAAAGGGUUCUAAGGUCAAAACGUAAUGUGCUAAAUACAUUUCUAAGAAUCUCUACUUUAAGAAAAAAGUACUUAGAAAAAAGUAAAAGCACAUACAUCCUUCUGAAAAAAAGACAGUGCUUUGUGUUUCAAAGACUUUUAUUUUGUAUUGAGUUGGCUAAAGUAUUUUUACUUUGAAAUAAAUUUGUUCUUUUAUUUUUA
Oryzias latipes (Japanese medaka) is the source of this 3677-nucleotide messenger RNA. Its product is annotated as lysosomal proton-coupled steroid conjugate and bile acid symporter SLC46A3. Gene Ontology annotation, cellular component: lysosomal membrane. Gene Ontology annotation, molecular function: transmembrane transporter activity. The record is from RefSeq and is a predicted model, not a curated record. Lineage: Eukaryota; Metazoa; Chordata; Actinopteri; Beloniformes; Adrianichthyidae. Gene Ontology annotation, biological process: vacuolar transmembrane transport.